This is a messenger RNA of Loxodonta africana (African savanna elephant), 573 nucleotides long. Its product is annotated as cryptic protein-like. The transcript has 5 exons. Gene Ontology annotation, molecular function: nodal binding; activin receptor binding. Bases 1 to 573 code for a protein of 190 amino acids. Gene Ontology annotation, biological process: anterior/posterior pattern specification; nodal signaling pathway; heart development. NCBI's taxonomy places the organism in Eukaryota, Metazoa, Chordata, Mammalia, Proboscidea, Elephantidae. The record is from RefSeq and is a predicted model, not a curated record. Gene Ontology annotation, cellular component: extracellular region; cell surface.
AUGAGAGGAGGAGCUAUGUCUUGCACCAGACAUGUCAGUGGAAAAAUGAUUCGGGGCCACCAUGUCAGGCUUCUGUUUAUGAUCAGUUUGGCAUUACAGAUCAUCCAUUUGGGAAAAAGCUAUCAAAGAGAGAAACAUAAAGGUGGUAAAGAAGAAAUCAACAAUGCUACUACCCAGAAGUUCCAGCAGAAAACACUCCACUGGACCUGGACCUUAAAUAAUUUUAGUGAAGCGAACGGGAGCGCCCAGGGCUGGAGGCGGCCUCCGGAUUCCCCGGGGUUCCGAGACAGUGUGUCCACGCAGUCCAGCUGCUGCCGGAACGGCGGCACCUGCGUCCUGGGCAGCUUCUGCGUGUGCCCUGCCCACUUCACCGGCCGCCGCUGCGAGCACGACCCCAAGCGCAGCGAAUGCGGCGCCCAUGCGCACGGAGCCUGGACUGUCCGCGGCUGCCGCCUCUGCAGGUGUGUCUACGGCGCCCUGCACUGCCUGCCCCGCCAGACUCCAGGCCCCUGCGGUAAGGGAACCCACGCCUUCUCCUCCAGGCCUCUCCUUGCCUGUUCACCGCACCUGUAG